AGACCUCCGCAACUGUGAUUGGCUAGGAUAAAUCCUUCAACAACCCCGGGAGCGCCGCCUGUCACAUGACUACUCCAAUUGCCGAAAUCGAAGGAGACAUUGACACAGCCAUAGACAAAGACAACCUCAAUCCUUUCAGUAUGAUGCUUCUACAAGAUGGUCAAGACAAAGACGCGAAUCAUACACCUCAGCAGCAGCAGCAACAAGUCUAUUUUCUCCAAUCCAUUAACUCCAACAUAGUCAUUAGGCAACUCCCAUCUCAAGGUCUUUCCUUCCAACUCUGGCCUGCCGCCACCAUUCUCAUCACUCUCCUUGACAACAUCCGUGGCGCAUCAACUCCGCUUUCCGACUUGUUCAAACGUCAAGAAGAAGAGGAUUCACCCCUUCGCAUUCUUGAACUGGGUUCAGGAACAGGUGUUGUAGGGAUAGCUGCUGCUGCAAUUCUUGGUGCUAAGAUAACUGUUACUGACCUCCCUCAUGUUCUGCCUAAUAUACAGUUCAAUGUUGAUGUGAACUCUAAGGUUCUGGAACAGCAGAGUGGGGUUGUUGAUGUUGCGGCGCUUAGCUGGGGGGAGAGCCAGGAUAUGGAGGCUGUUGGUAGAGAUUAUGACCUGAUUUUGGGAUCUGAUGUGGUGUACCAUGAUCACCUCUAUGAUCCUCUGAUUAAAACGCUGAAGUUCUUCCUGUUAGGGGGUGAAAAGAAGAUAGCUUUUGUGAUGGCUCAUUUGAGAAGAUGGAAGAAGGAAUCUGUAUUCUUCAAGAGAGCUAAGAAGCUUUUUGAUGUCCAAAUCAUACAUACAGAGCCUCCAUCCAAUGGGUCUAGGAUUGGGGUGGUUGUGUACCUUUUCACGGGGAAAAGAUAGCCUCAAAAAGAGCCACUGUCGUCAACCAACGCAUGAUGUUAGUAUUAACCUUAUUGUCAUGUUUAACAGUGGGGUUUACCCAACAAAGAAGUAAAACGCUCUUUGCUUUUACAUGGAAA
Molecule: messenger RNA, 982 nt
Organism: Nicotiana attenuata
Lineage: Eukaryota; Viridiplantae; Streptophyta; Magnoliopsida; Solanales; Solanaceae
Product: protein-lysine methyltransferase METTL21C-like
Exons: 1
Coding region: 66-863 (265 amino acids)
Source: RefSeq, a predicted model, not a curated record